CGGCAGAGGGUCGUGCCUGACGCCCCUGUACAAGUGCAGUGAUGACUCUCUCGUGUAGCUGAAGUGCAGACUGGUUGGAAUAUGCUGCAGACAAUUUACGAGAGUGAAUCGUGUUUUUCCUCAGAUGGGGUUUCUGGACGCGAACAGCUCUUGGCUCAGCAAAGAAUGCACAGUAUGAUCAGCUCAGUGGAUGUGAAGUCAGAGGUUCCCGUGGGAUUAGAGCCUAUCUCACCGUUAGACUUGCGAACCGAUCUCAGGAUGAUGGUUCCCAUGGUGGACCCAAUUAUGCGUGAAAAGCAGCUACAGCAGGAGCUACUUCUGAUACAGCAGCAGCAGCAAAUUCAGAAACAACUGCUGAUUGCAGAGUUUCAGAAACAGCAUGAAAAUCUGACCCGCCAGCAUCAGGCCCAGCUGCAGGAGCACAUAAAGUUACAACAGGAACUCCUAGCCAUUAAACAACAGCAAGAACUUCUCGAAAAAGAGCAAAAACUGGAGCAGCAGAGACAAGAGCAGGAACUGGAGAGGCAUCGCAGGGAACAGCAGCUUCCUCCCCUCAGAGGCAAAGAAAGAGGUCGAGAAAGGGCAGUGGCCAGUACGGAAGUGAAGCAGAAACUUCAAGAGUUCCUGUUGAGUAAAUCAGCAACAAAAGACUCUCCAGCAAAUGGGAAGAAUCAUUCCAUGAGCCGCCACCCCAAGCUCUGGUACACGGCUGCCCACCAUACCUCACUGGAUCAAAGCUCUCCACCCCUGAGUGGGGCCUCGCCACCGUACAAAUACACUUUACCAGGAGCACAGGAUGCCAAGGAUGAUUUUCCACUCCGUAAAACGGCCUCAGAGCCCAAUUUGAAGGUACGUUCAAGGUUAAAACAGAAGGUGACAGAAAGGAGAAGCAGUCCUUUACUCAGGAGAAAGGACGGAAAUGUUGUCAGUUCAUUCAAGAAGCGACUCUUUGAGGUGACAGAAUCCUCAGUCAGUAGCAGCUCCCCUGGAUCAGGUCCCAGUUCCCCAAGCAAUGGUCCGACCAGCAGUAUAACAGAAAGUGAAACCUCAGUUUUGCCAUCUAGCAUUCAAGCUGAGCAUUUGGUUUCACAGCAACGCCUUUUGAUUCAGGAUGAAUCAGUGAACUUGUUGAGUCUGUACACAUCCCCUUCUCUGCCCAACAUUACCUUGGGACUUCCAGCAGUACAAACUCAAAUCACUGCUUCAUCAUCAUUCAAAGAAAAGCAGAAGGGAGAGACCCAGACGCUCAGACAAGGAGUGGCCUUGGCUGGACAGUAUGGGGGGAGCAUUCCUCCAUCUUCAACUCAUCCUCAUGUUGCUUUGGAGGGAAAGCCAAAUAGCAGCCACCAGGCUCUCUUGCAACAUCUGUUACUGAAAGAACAAAUGAGACAGCAAAAACUUCUUGUGACUGGAGCGGUUCCUCUUCAUCCACAGUCUCCUUUAGCAGCAAAGGAAAGAGUCUCACCUGGAAUAAGAGCUGCCCACAAACUGCCUCGUCACAGGCCACUGAAUCGAACCCAGUCAGCUCCUCUUCCUCAGAGUACUUUGGCCCAGCUGGUCAUCCAGCAGCAACAUCAACAGUUUUUGGAGAAGCAGAAACAGUACCAGCAACAGAUCCAGAUGAAUAAGAUGCUCUCUAAGUCCAUUGAGCAGCUAAAGCAGCCUGGCAGUCACCUGGAGGAAGCUGAAGAAGAGCUUCAUGGAGACCACUCGAUGCAGGAAGAGCGAGCUGCUGCUAGCAGUGCCAGCAUUAGGGCUGAGAGCAGAAGUGCUGGUGUGGAUGACAGAAUAGGACAGCAGGUUGGGGCUGUGAAGGUCAAAGAGGAGCCACCGGACAGUGAUGAGGAUAUUCAAACCCAGCAAAUGGAAUCUGGGGAGCAAGCUGCUUUUAUGCAACAGGAGUUCAUGGCGCAUCGGCAUGUCCACCAGUUGCAAAUCUACCAGGCUCAGAUGGCUACAGUUGGCAUGGCGGGAUUAGAUAAACAUCGGCCGGUGUCCAGGACCCCACCUUCCCCCACUGACUCCACGUUACCUCACCCAGCCAUGGACCAGCCCAGCCAGCAUGUCUACACAACUGGUGUUGUGUAUGACAGUCUGAUGCUGAAACACCAGUGUAUGUGUGGCAACUAUGCUAAUCACCCUGAGCAUGCUGGAAGGAUCCAAAGCAUCUGGUCGAGGCUGCAAGAAACUGGGUUGCUAAACAAGUGUGAGCGAAUUCGAGGUCGAAAAGCCAGUCUGGAGGAAAUACAGCUGGUUCACUCUGAACAUCAUUCACUGCUGUAUGGCACCAGCCCCCUGAACAGACAGAAGCUGGACCCCAGGAAACUCCUAGGAAACGUGUCUCAAAAACUCUUUUCCUUGUUGCCUUGUGGGGGACUUGGGGUGGACAGUGACACCGUUUGGAACGAGCUGCACUCGGCCGGGGCGGCACGCAUGGCGGUGGGCUGUGUCAUCGAGCUGGCGGCCCGCGUGGCCUCCCGGGAGCUGAAGAAUGGUUUUGCUGUUGUAAGGCCCCCAGGCCAUCAUGCUGAAGAAUCAACAGCCAUGGGAUUCUGCUUUUUUAAUUCGAUUGCAAUUACUGCCAAAUACUUGAGAGACAAGCUGAAUAUAGGGAAGAUAUUGAUUGUAGAUCUGGAUGUUCACCAUGGCAACGGUACACAGCAGGCUUUUUAUGCUGACCCCAGCAUCCUGUAUGUUUCCCUCCAUCGCUAUGAUGAAGGCAACUUCUUCCCUGGCAGUGGAGCCCCAAAUGAGGUUGGAAGUGGCCCAGGCGAAGGUUAUAAUAUAAAUAUUGCUUGGACAGGUGGCUUGGAUCCUCCUAUGGGUGAUGUUGAAUAUCUCACAGCAUUCAGGACUGUGAUCAUGCCAGCGGCCAAUGAGUUUGAUCCAGAGAUUGUCUUGGUAUCAGCGGGAUUUGAUGCCGUGGAAGGCCACGACUCUCCACUGGGCGGGUAUAAAGUCACAGCAAAAUGUUUUGGUCACCUAACCAAGCAAUUGCUGAAGCUAGCGGAUGGCCGUGUUGUGCUGGCACUGGAGGGAGGACAUGACCUUACUGCCAUCUGUGAUGCAUCUGAAGCCUGCAUAAACGCCCUUUUAGGAAAUGAGCUGGAGCCUCUCCCGGAAGAUAUUGUGCACCAAAUCCCCAAUAAGAAUGCAAUAGCUUCUUUAAAAAAGACCACUGAAAUUCAAAGCAAGUACUGGAAGUCAGUGGAGCCAUAUUCUGUGCCAGUGGAUUGUGCUCUGGCUGAGUCUCAGAAACGAGAGAGGGAGGAGACAGAAACAGUAUCUGCUAUGGCCUCCCUUUCAGUGGAUGUUGAACAGUGCUUUCCUCAGGAAGGCAGCAGAGCUGCUGGCGAGCCCAUGGAAGAAGAACCAGCCUUGUGAAGUGCCAAGUCCUCCCUGAUAUUUCCUGUGGGUGACAUCAUUGUGUAUCCCCCCAAAGCACCCUCAGACAUGUCUUGUCUGCUGCUUGGGUGGCACAGAUCAGAUGGAACAUAAACACUAGGCACAAAACUCUGAAUAGCAGCUUCACUUGUUCUUUGGAUGAACUUGAAAGGGCCCUAAAGAUUCCUUAAAUGUAACCGCUACAAUUCUAGAGUUACAGUAAAACAGGCUUGGGAGAAAGAGCCUAGAGCAUGCUUUUUAUAUGCUGUUUGACCCACUCACCAACAUGAAUUGUGAAAUAGAGUGUUACAAAAUUCUACAUGAUAGAUUAUAGAUACAAGAGUUGCAACAGCCAGCAAAAUACUUGGUAAACUCCAUGAAUCACUUUCUGACACUUUUUACUGGGUAAUUUUUUUCAUACUGUGUUAAAUUGUUAAUAGAAUUUGUUUUCUUUGCUUUGUGUAAUGAAGAAAAAAAAAAAAAAAAACUUUUAUGUGCUGUUUUUUAACCCCUUGUAAUGACUUCUUAGCAGAAUGAGUAAAAGGUGUGUAAACUAAGAUGAGGGAUUUUAGCUAAAGGGAAAGUACUUCUUAUUGUACUAUAAAUCCCCCAAAGUACUGUGCUUGGUGGUGCUUUUUUUAUUUUCCCUUUUCCCAGACAUAUCUCCCCAUUUAAUGUAACAUUUUCUAUCAUAAAAUCACAUUCACAAUUCCCUAAAAUGAGCGACCUUCUGUCUUUAAAAAAGUGCUGUACCCGCCGUAGUUGACAGUAGCUCUCACCAGAUGUGCAGCAGAGAUCAAGUAGUCUCUGAAAAAUGAAUGGCUUUCCAAAUGUGUUUUUAGUUUGUUCCAAAAUGUUUCUGUGUCCUGACUCUGAGAGCAGCAAUCAGCAGCGGCUGCGUGCAGCUCUCAUUUGGAGCUCAGGUGUUUCCGUGGAGGUUGUGUGGGGAGCAUUUUUACAGGUUGUCAUGUGAAUACGGACUGAUUCUUUUAUGUAGUCCUGCACUGAGAGAGCUGAUGUUGCUUAAGAAGUUUCCAGGGGUUUAGGCUUUAUUUUAGAUCCCCCCAAAUGCAGCAAGCUUUCCCUGCAAUGUGACAUUAGCUGUUUAAUUCUGUGUUGGUGAACGUAACAUAGAGCUGUGCCUUUAGCUGAUAAUGAACGCUUAAACUAUUACACGUGUUGCCUUACCGUCAGAGAAAGAGAUAGGGCAUAUAUGUAAGACGACUUCAAACAAACAAAAUUGUGUUACAGCAACUUUUAUUUUGUUUACAGCUUUCUCACCUAAUGAACCCUGGGAGAUACCUUGAAGUAUUCUGCUUGCAGCCAGUAUUUGAUAGCUUGCUUGGCUUUUAAAAUCAAAUGAUGUUCAUUUUUAUACAUUUUCCAAACUGAAAGUAUAUAUUAAAGCCAUAAGUGAAGACUGUCAUGCUUUUUAUUCUGAAAUCUGAAAGAAACCUUAAUUAAAACAAGAUUUUGGUGAAGGCCAUGAUAUGAAAGAUAUGGAACAAUAUGGUUUCAGUUAUAGGCAGACUCAAACCUGUAAAUCAAAGAUGAAAGAUUUCACUCAAAUAGAAUUAUAUAAUUCUCUUUUGUUAUGCAGUCAGACUGUAUCUUUCAUGCAUUUGGGUUUGUUUACGAUUAGCAUUUUAAUUUUAAAGACUUUUAUUACUUAUACAAAAGCUCUCUGCUACAAGUUAGAAAUCUGAGGCAUGCUUUGAAAAGGGAAAUCUAAAAAAGGAAUGUCAUUUCCUAUAAUGCAAAAUAAACUUUUAUUCCAAAAGGCUUACUCUAAAAUGGACGUAUGCCCCUCAGAAAGUAAAAUAAAAUUCUACCUGCCAUUUACAAGCCAAAAUCAUGCUUGUUUUAGUAAUGCAAAGCGUCCCAGCCAGCUAAAUUAACUCCUGGUGCAAGCCACCUUGCCUGACUUUGAGCUGUUCUGAAGGGACUGUUCACAUGACUAAAGCAAUCAGAAGUUCACCCUAUAUUUUUAGCAGACUUGUGAUGGCAAUCUUACUUGCCAUUUACUGCAAUUCGCUUGUGGUCUUCAAAGAAGUUUCCCUUCAAGGAAACCAAGGACCAUAGCUGAUGAGUUGGGUAAUUUGUAAAGCUUUUCACAUUUUGAAAUAAUAGCUGAAAAAUUUUAAUUGAGUGCACAGCAAGAUCAUUUUAGAAUUAACCCCGCAAAUGUAAAAUCUGUGUCCUUAGCUUGCAUGAAAUGGAAUAUGAAUUGCAGCUUGAAAUGUGAUUUACGAACUUUGCCAAUUAAAGUCUAUAUUCUGGGGUGGAAAUCAGCUAAAGCUGUCCUUUGUAGCUGGAAAUGCUUUUAAAAUUCCAGAAUAAUUUGAAUUAAACCACAUUAUAAACUCACACUUACGCAUUUAUACAGGCAUACGCCCAGACAGACAACUAGACAUGCUAUUGGUUAAAGUCAGGAUCAUUUGGAUAAGCAAAUGUGCAAAUAAACUGCACACAGAUUGUGUCCAGAACUCUGCUCUCACUGAAGCCAAUUGCAACAUCCUCUUUGAUUUCGGUGGGAGAUGGAUCAGGACCUGUUGUUUUCUUUGUGUGUGCGCUUUUUUUUUUUUUUUAAGUCCAGAACACCAUUACUUUUUGAUUAUGUCAUUACAAGGCACCGUACAGCCCUCUGGGAAAUGAUUGAGGCUUAUGGUGAAUAUCAACACUUCCUUCCAAGCAGACCUGGGCUUUCCGAGAGGGCAGUUUCACUUGCUGCUGUUUUCUUCUCACAGAAUUUUUUAUUACCAUCAAUAGCUCCCUAUGGAUUGCAGUUAAAAUAUCUCCCAGCAAUUUCAGUCACACUUCCAGGGAAACAUUCACAUGGACACUCUUAAAAAUGCCCGGUUUUAGCUGGAUUCAAAAACAGAUUCCAAGAAUUUCAAAAAGGUGCAUGAACUGCAUGUUUUUCUGCUUCUAAUGUUCAAAUCCAGAGGCUUAGGAGCUCUUUUUGAAGAAACGCCAUAGACUUAUGUCUCUUGUGGACCUCUGCUUAGGUGAAGGAGAUUGACACUUCUGAAAAUUAAGUCCCAGAUAUUUCUAGCCAGCUGCCAAAAUAUCAACAUCUGAGCUUAAAUUACUUCUAAAAAUGAUCUGAAAUGGGUAAAUAAGGUGGGAGUAAAUGAUGAUUCCUUUGUCCAUGGAGACAGUGAAGCUGAGGAGGUGGCAGCGAGCCUUCAGAGCCAGGGUGGCAUGGGGCCUGCAGGUCCCACAGGACUGCCAUGCCAGGCCACUAGCAGCAAACCCUUCCCUUGCAUUCCACCUCUGGAUCAAGAUUUCCCUAAGCCAGUGGUCGGCUGAAUGAGAGAUGCCACAGCAGGAAGUACCACUGACAUGCUUGCUCCAGUCUAUAUUCUUCCCUACGGUUAGAUGCUGCAUAUUAAGCUCAAUGGCAUAUUGGUCUUUUUGUGCAUUCUUAGGUACUUAAGUUCAUAGUAGAGCCUGAAAACUGAAAAAUUAUAUGGCCCAGGAUUUCAAGAAAAAAAAUAAUUCUUAUCCAGCUUAAUGCUUUUACCUGGGCUGGAGAGGGAACAGUGAUGGGAACAGCAAAUCUUGAAACUGCUAAAUCCUAAGUCUUGCACUUCAUUUCUGGACUCUCUGUGUAGAAGUUCUGUAUGUACUCAUUUGGCUUUAAUAUAAUCUGCAGCAAUGAAAUGUUUGAUUAUAUUAUCCUUCUUCAGGCAAAAUGUCUAGCAACCAAAGUUCAUGGGAAUUUUGGCAGUGUAAAAGAUGACAGAAGGAGUCAGUUUCAGUUAACGUACCUUCUUAAUUUUACAUUCAGCGAAAAUUAAGUAACUAACUUGAGGCAAGUGAAUUCAAGGAAAAUAAAAUCAUU
Molecule: messenger RNA, 7231 nt
Organism: Oxyura jamaicensis (ruddy duck)
Lineage: Eukaryota; Metazoa; Chordata; Aves; Anseriformes; Anatidae
Gene: HDAC9
Product: histone deacetylase 9
Exons: 25
Coding region: 82-3384 (1100 amino acids)
Biological process (GO): chromatin organization; negative regulation of transcription by RNA polymerase II
Cellular component (GO): histone deacetylase complex
Molecular function (GO): histone deacetylase activity
Source: RefSeq, a predicted model, not a curated record